AUGUCUGUUGUCCGUAGGAUCAAGGAUGCGGCUGUCCUCAAGGCUGACGAGUCACGCCAUGAGGAAACUACAGCAUGGUGCAACCGUGAUCUAGUACCACUGCCCCCGUCGCGCCGAACCUGGGGAUGGUUCAACUACUUUGGCGCCGCGUCUCUGGGCGCGCUCAACGUCUCGACGUGGCAGACACCCAACACCUUCCUCACUCAGGGUCUCUCCGUCGGCCAGGCCAUGGCCAUCAUCGUCGUCUCACGCCUCAUCGUCUCCAUCUUCACUUGCGUCAUCGGCUGGAUCGGCCUGACCUGGCACAUUGGCUUCACCGUGCAGAACCGCUACACAUGGGGCUUCCGUGGCGCCUACAUCCCCCUGAUCCAGCGUGUUAUGCUCAACUUCAUCUGGAACGCCCUCCAGUGCUGGAAUGGUGGCAAGCUCGUCGCCGUCGCGUUGACGGCCAUCUGGCCCUCCUUCAGCACGAUGAAGAACACGCUGCCUGCCAGCGUACCCACGACUACCAGCGAGAUGGUCGGCUUCACCAUCUUCUGGCUCCUGUCCGUGCCCUUUCUGUUCAUUCGCCCUGAGCGCUUCAAGAAGCCCUUCUUCUUCUCUUCACUGGGCUGCGGGCUCGCCAUGUUCUCCAUGAUGGUCUGGUCCCUCUCUGUGGCCAAGGGCGUCGGCCCCAUCUUCUGGAAGGGACAGGACGUCCCGGCCACCUCGCGCUGGGGCAUCUCCUGGAUCAUGAUGGCGGCCUUGAACCAGGCCAUUGGCCAGAAGGCUGCUGGUAUGACCAACGAGAGUGACUUUUCGCGUUACGCCUGCAAUAGAUGGGGUUUGAUUGUCGGCACAUUUUCCGUGCAAUGGAUUAUUGGUAUCAUUGUCUCGAUAGCUGGCCUCGUCACUACGGCGGCUUGCCAGAGGAUCUAUGGUGAGAUCUUCUGGAAUCCCCCGGAUCUGAUGAUGGUUAUGAUGGACAGCGGACAUGGCUCCUCCGCUGCGCGUGCAGGAGUCUUCUUCCUGUCCCUCGCCUUCGGCUUCGCCAUCCUCUUCCAGAACGUCUGCGGUAAUGCUGUCGCCGGAGGCAUCGACCUGUCCGGUAUCUUCCCUCGUUACGUCGACAUCCGUCGAGGCGCGCUCAUUACUUUCAUCGCCGCGUGGAUCAUCCAGCCGUGGCAGCUAAUCAACCGUGCCGCCACUUUUGUCACGGUUCUGAGCUCCUUCUCCGUCUUCCUCGCGCCUCUGCUGGGUGUCAUGAUUGCUGACUACUACGUUAUCCGUCGCCAGCGCAUCAAGCUGAACGACCUCUACCGUCCCGAGGGUUCGGAUUACUGGUACUCCCACGGUUUCAACUGGCGCGUCAUCCCUUGCUGGAUCGCUGGCUGGGCGCCCACAAUCGGCGGUCUCGUCGCCAGCGCUGGUAAAAUGACUGGCGCCCCUGAUGCGCUGUUCCAGAUUUACUACACAGCCUUCUUCACGGGCAUGGCCAUCUCUUUCAUACUCUACUACAGCCUUGUGCUCGUCUUUCCCGUCGCGGGGGCUGGCGCGUUCGACUUGCACGACGACUGGGCGACAUUUACCCCUAAGGAAGCUGCUGCACUGGGUGUCGUGCCCAAUGAAAACGCAGAAGAGUUCCAACUUGCGAAGUUCGGCCAAUCUGGCUAUGCCAAGCAUGGGGAGCCGACAUCCGCGACACAGAAGGAGACAUGGAGGGAUCUGGAGGCGGAUAUGGGAGCGGAGAAGCCUGUUGGUCAGGUUGAGACAAGGACGGCAAUUUGA
This is a messenger RNA of Emericellopsis cladophorae, 1767 nucleotides long. RefSeq lists its product as uncharacterized. The transcript is spliced from 2 exons. Bases 1 to 1767 code for a protein of 588 amino acids. Gene Ontology annotation, cellular component: plasma membrane. Lineage: Eukaryota; Fungi; Ascomycota; Sordariomycetes; Hypocreales; Bionectriaceae. The record is from RefSeq and is a predicted model, not a curated record. Gene Ontology annotation, molecular function: nucleobase transmembrane transporter activity. Gene Ontology annotation, biological process: transmembrane transport; nucleobase transport.